Struthio camelus australis is the source of this 3996-nucleotide messenger RNA. Its product is annotated as C-C chemokine receptor type 5. Gene Ontology annotation, cellular component: membrane; external side of plasma membrane. Gene Ontology annotation, biological process: immune response; inflammatory response; cell chemotaxis. Gene Ontology annotation, molecular function: C-C chemokine receptor activity; C-C chemokine binding. Lineage: Eukaryota; Metazoa; Chordata; Aves; Struthioniformes; Struthionidae. The record is from RefSeq and is a predicted model, not a curated record.
GUUCAGUCACAGAGAAGACAUGGUCAGAUAAAACAGGCUUGGUAAAUGAGUUUCAGUUUUAUUCUGGGCUGCAUUCUGUCCAUAUCUCUUCAUAAAGUGCCCUAGAUGCCACUGACACAUACUUUUAAACUGACUACACGUCAUUAAGUCAUUUCUUCUUCUACGUGACAAAUAUUGCCAUUUAUGAAAAGGAAGAGAGCAAGUGCAGGGGAUAGCUCUGUGUUACCUGUUUUUACAUUUGAAAAGAAAAACUUUAUCUUGGACCUUGAAAAGGGAAAGGAAACUUUUGGGGUCAUUCAGUUUUGAGGGGAAAGACCUGCAACCAACUUUCAUUCCAGAGCUACAUGAUAUUUGCCUUUUCAUCCCAGAUCAACACUGCCUACUUGCCAGCUCCGCAGCAGCCAGGAUGGCAGAUUCACUGGAGAUGGAAAACUACACGACCGACUUAGACAGCUUGCUACUGACAACAGAAUUUGACUAUGGUGCUGCAACAGCAUGCAAGAAUACCGAGGAAAGGCACUUUGCAGGAAAAUUUUUGCCACCGCUUUACUCCUUGGUGGUGAUAUUCGGCCUCAUCGGCAACGUGCUUGUUGUCCUUAUCCUGGUAAAAUACAAGCGACUGAAGAGCAUGACCGACAUCUACCUGCUCAAUUUGGCAAUUUCUGAUUUGCUGUUUAUAUUUUCCCUCCCUUUUUGGGCUUAUUAUGCCGCCCAGGAGUGGAUUUUUGGAGACGCACUCUGUAGAAUUCUCUCAGGCGUCUACCUCCUUGGCUUCUACAGUGGGAUCUUUUUCAUAAUCCUGUUGACCAUAGACAGGUAUCUGGCCAUAGUGCAUGCAGUGUUUGCUUUAAAAGCCAGGACAGUUACCUAUGGCAUCCUCACCAGCACUGUCACGUGGGUUGUUGCUCUUUCAGUCUCUCUCCCAGGCUUCUUUUUUCACAAAAGCCAAAAGGAGAUUUCACGUUAUACAUGCAGUGCUCAUUAUCCAAUAGGUGACAACAUAAAUUGGAAAUACUUCUAUACUUUAACAAUGAACAUACUGGGACUUAUUGUCCCCAUGAUCAUUAUGAUUUUCAGUUACUCCCAAAUUCUAAAAACGUUAAUGAGAUGCAGGAAUGAGAAAAAACAGAAGGCAGUCAGACUUAUUUUUGUGAUUAUGAUUUUUUACUUCAUCUUCUGGGCACCAUUUAAUAUUACUUCUUUUUUGUAUACCUUUCAACCUUCAUUUUCCCUCAAUACUUGUGAAAUCAGUGGUCAACUGGGGAAAGCCAUCCAAGUGACAGAAACAAUUUCAAUGAUCCAUUGUUGUAUCAACCCUGUGAUCUAUGUAUUUGUCGGAGAAAAAUUUAGGAAAUAUCUUUAUGCCUUUUUCCGAAAGCAUGUUGCAUCCCACAUCUGCAAAAAAUGUCCAGCUCUUUAUCGUGAAAAAUUAGAAAGAGUUAGUUCCACAUUCACACCGUCUACCGCAGAGCAUGACAUCUCGACUGGACUGUAAAAAAUGCCUUGAAAUGUUAGGUAGUAAACUUUGCAUCACCCUCUUUGCCCUAAGGGCUGUAUGGUAUUAUUUAAGAUCUGUAUGGCAAUCACUACUAAAAACUGGAUGACCCCCUAUUAUUGUAGUUAACUGUUCCCUGGGAUUAGAGCAUUCUUCCUUUUUAAACUAAGAGAAUCGAUGAGUUCUCCAGGAAAAAUGCCAUAGUUGAAUCACUUCAAAUUUUGAAUGGGAACCAGAAUAGUAUGAUUCUGGUGCUUGACCCACAUUUUAUCCAGUGAAUAAAUACUAGUGAGAUUUACGUAGAGGGAAUAUAAUAUUGAAGAGACUAAGGAGUGAUGUGUCACGGCACAAGAGCCAUUAACAGUUAUGCAAACAAUGUAAGAUAAACACUUGGAGGAAAUUUUGGGGACUCAUGCGCUUGUUCAGUUUUCAGUAUUAAUGAGAAACCUAAAAUCCUGAUGGCUUUUGGAAGUGACAGUGUUCGUUCUGUAACACAGUUAGCUAUUUGCAAGCAUUUAGUUCUCUUCAUUUUGCCCCUUUUCCCCUUAUUUUCCCUGCAUGAAUAAAAGAUGUUUCCAUUAAAAUGAGGUUGAGGAUAAAUAUGAGAUAUACGAAUAUCUCUCCUCUGUCGACAGAGAUGACUGACCUUCUUCUUGGGCCAUUUCACCCAAUGUUUUAUCUACUAUCUAAUAGUGUAGCUGUUUUUAAACAUAAUCUUUUUCUUUCGACUACAGGCUAAAUUACAGCAUUUUGAUUUAGCUCUGUAAUUUCAUGCCUGUCAUAUCAAUGUUCAGUUGCUAAUAUCUUCCAAAGUGGGCUUUUAAUGAGCAACACUAUGAUUUUUGUGGGUGCAAGGUUACAAGUAAAUGAACACACCAAGGCUACUGACUGCACAACAAGACAAAAUUGCACCCCAAAAACUCACAAGCUUUUUCCUGGCAAAUCAUAUCCCUCUGAGGAAAACAGCAUGUAGCCAAUAAAGGAAAAGAACAUCAGCAAAGCUCCACAAAGAAGCAGUGAAAAUUGCCUUGGUAUUUGCUAUGCAUGAUUCUGUAUAAAAAUGAAAAUUACAUCAGGACUCUCUGAAGGAUUUUGGAGACCAUGAACACAGUAUUGACUGGAGGCCUCUCUAGUCCUGGAUAGAUAAAUUGCAUGUGCAAAGGGCAUGGCAGAUGCGAUGGCUGUAUCAGGCUAGGCUUCCGCAUGAUACGAACAUGCUCAGAGCAUAUAAGUCUGAGGUUUGAGAUAGGCUGCCAGGCAGACAGUAGCCUUGAACUCGGAAAAGCAACUAACUGCAGAACAGACAUAUUCCCUUCCACCUUCCCAGAACAGUUUCCAUCACCCACUGGUGCCACAAUCAAAAAUGAAUCCUAUUGAAGACUUAGGGCCAUUAGUAGCAGCACGAGCUGGAGUGUCCUGCACUCCAGCAGGCCCCUGGAGGUGGCCACUGAAGGCAUGGUCUGAAGCCUCGCUUACCAGAGGACUAAAGGAGCGUGCAAUGAGGAAAACAGAGGCUGGGAUAACAGUGUCCCUUAGAAAAGAUUGUUAAGGUUCACAUGGUUUAAACUGUUUCGUUCAGCUAGAAUCUCACCAUUCAGAACUGUCUCUCCUCUGUUCUACAAGUGUCUGAUGGACAUAAAUUUAUGCCUUUAUCAGGAAUUUCCCUGUAAAAGAAAGCACUAUUCUGGGGACAUGAUGUUAGCAAAGAGGAGACGUGCUUGGGGGAGAAGUCCUUGCUUUAAACUGUAAGGAAGUGCAGGCAAGCGCUCCUUAUGCAAGUGUGCUGUCCCUCUGCUUUUUUCCCAUUACCUUCACUUUCUUACCAUUGCCUUCAAAGGGCACCACUCAGAUAUGUAAGGCCUCGCUCUUAGAGAAAUCUGCAGGGGCAGGGCAACUAACCUGCAUGCAAUUUAAGGAUGGAAGAGAGGAUUAGGCAUGCAGCUUACACGCCUACAUUAGCAGCAAAUCUCUUCAGUGUCCUUCAGCAGUCAGUUGAGAGAAAGAAAUGUCUGUGUCAGAAGCAGAAACCUGAUUUAAAUGGACUCUCAGGAAGAUUACCUCUCUGACCAUGGAAGGAAUGUAGAAAAAACAGCCUCUUAAUUUAGGCAUCACAUGCCUCAGUUUGGGUUGUGUAAAUACUAUUCUCCUUUUAGCUUUCCAAAUUCAAGGCACUGCUCAUAUAAGUUGCUAUCUAUUAUCCUAUCAGAUAUGACAUUCUGGCAACUCCCCUAUGAGGUUAAUAGCUGAAGAACUACCAAUGGAAAGAUAGUAUCCUCGCAGUAAACUUUCUUGCUUGGAAAUGACCUUUUCCUUUCUUUUGUACUUUUUUUUUUGCACUAAAGGGAAAGCACUUUUUAAUAUUAAAGCAUAAAUUAGCUCAGUGUGAUACAAAUACUGCUGUAACUGUGGUUAUUUCUAUUGCUGUAUUUUAUUUUGAACUCUUGACUCUUUUAAUGUUAAUGCAGUGAUAUUAAUAAAAUCAGUGUCUGAAAUAUAAUGUA